AUGUCUGAAUAUAGGGUGGCCGUCUAUUUUGGAAUUAGUAAACAUUCAUAUAUUUUAAUUACUGAACAUCGUAUAAAAUUCCGUGUUCACUUUAAUCUUAUCUCCACCUCCAGCGUUCGAAGACUGACCUAUAUUCCAAUAACACCAAUACAUAAAAACCUGAAUCCAAGGCCCAACGACAACAAAUCAACAACCAAAACUGAAACUCCAUUAUUAAGAGAUAUCUAUCCCAAAUUUCCAUCUGCGCCGCCCAUGGUCAUGACACGUUGUCUGGUGUCUCACUCUCACGCCUCGUAUAAAUAGAGGUCCGCUGUAUACUACCCGUUAAGAGUGAUGCUGACGUUUAAAGUAUUCCACAACUUCAAUCGUUGUACAUGAUAAAUGACAGCACAUCAAAAUUUACUUUUGCAGUAUUUUUCUGCAUAAGUGAAAUUUGUUUGGUUCUGUCUAUUCUCUGAACAAGGAUUGUCUUUGUGCGAUAAAUCUGCUGCAUAUUCACUCGACGAUGAAUUAUCUACCCAGUGAAAAAAAAUGAGUGUGUUUCCGCAAGUUCCUGCGGGAAAAAUGAAACAUUUUCACGCGGGAAGUGAAAGUUUUCUGCAGGAAAAGAAGCACUUUUCCCGCCGCAUUCUGCAGGAAUCUUUCGAAAAUCUGAAGAACUCCGUUCUUUUCUUAUGAAAAAUUCCCGCUCAGUUUAAGACAUUUACGACGAAAAAUCUCGGCAGAAUUCUUCUCUUUUCCCGAUGUAGAAGAAUUCUUCAGAAAUUUUUCGUCGUAAAUGUCUUAAACUCGGCGGAAAUUUUUGCCCAGAAUUCUGCGGAAACAUUUUCUGCAAAAAAAAGAUUUUCACCGUUGUCUCGCUUUUCAUCUCAUCUCUCAUCAUUCCGCUAUCCACUUUUCUCAUCUUAUAUAUCGUAGUCAGCCUCACUCUACUUAGUUUUCCUGCAAAAGACUUACUUUUUCCGC
Didymodactylos carnosus is the source of this 966-nucleotide messenger RNA. NCBI's taxonomy places the organism in Eukaryota, Metazoa, Rotifera, Eurotatoria, Philodinida, Philodinidae. The record is from the annotation of a GenBank genome assembly.